Cuscuta epithymum is the source of this 1878-nucleotide messenger RNA. The record is from the annotation of a GenBank genome assembly. Lineage: Eukaryota; Viridiplantae; Streptophyta; Magnoliopsida; Solanales; Convolvulaceae.
CAUUUGGGGGCAGUUCCAGCCUCUAAAUAAAACUUCAAUCGAACAAAUAUUUUCAGAGCAGCAGGCUAUCCCCGUCAAAGUCUUUGGCUUCCUGAAGCUGAACUGCUGAAUGCGUAUUUUUUCAGUUUUUUAUUUUCUCUAGAAAAAUGGAUAGCAGAAGCAAUGGAGAACUCCCAGGCGAUCACCCAGACUUUCACCGCAACUCUCACACUGCGGCGCCGUCGGGGCACUCCGGCGAGGUCAAUCACUCAAAGUAACGGCAGUACCGGAAGAAAAUUUCCCGGGGACGCCCACCACCACCACCGUCAGCGCUGCUACCAGCAGCCGCCAUGAGCACCAGAACAGUUACUCUGACAAUCUCCACCAUCAAAACCCAAAUGUCGAGCCAAAUAAUUCCGUUAAUGGCGCAGCCAGUCGCAACUUCAGCCAUUCUCCGCAUACAUCAGGGCGUAAAAGGCCUCUCCCCCACUCACAACCACCGCCUUUUUCUGAUGGAUUAGAAGGCGGGGGAUUUGUUAAGCUAUAUGUUGGAGGAGUUCCAAGAACAGCUACCGAAGAAGAUAUUCGACACAUCUUUGGUGAGUACGGGCAUAUUGUUGAGGUUAUUCUCCUCAAGGAUAAAAAGACUGAUCAUAAACAAGUGAGUUGUUUUGUGAAGUUUAGAACACUGGAUGAUGCUGAUCGAGCAAUCGUAGCAUUACAUGAUCGGCACACCAUCCCUGGGGCUCACUGUCCAUUACGAGUUAGGUACGCCGAGGGGGAGCGAGAACGGCUAGGCAGUUUUGGUGAACAUAUACACAAACUAUAUGUUGGUGGCAUGAACAGACAAACUUCCAAAAGGGAAAUUGAUGAAGUAUUUUCCCGGUAUGGGAUUAUUGAAUCAAUUUUCCUUGUACGUGACCGCGAUGAUCAAAAGCAAAGUCGGGGAUUUGCUUUUGUUCAGUUCUCUCGUAGAGACAUGGCAGUUGCUGCAAUCAGUGCACUACAUGGGACCUACACAAUGAGGGGUUGUGAUCACCCUUUGAUUGUUCGCUUUGCUGACCCCAGGAAGCCUAGAUUGGGAGACUCUAGAGCGGCAUCUUGUAUCAAUGAACCUUUUGGUGGACAUAUGCCACCAAAUUCAAUGAGCCCAAAGCAGUCUCCAAUUGUUGGAAACACGCAGCAAACAGUAAUGAAUUUUUGUGCUGUACCGGAGCAAGCUUUUCCUUCGACGACAUCUUCUGCUAACAAGUCACCUUCAGAUGCUGACUGUGAAUGGAGCGAACAUAUAUGUCCUGAUGGGUAUCCAUAUUACUACAACUGCAUGACAUGUGAGAGCCGGUGGGAGAAACCUGAGGACUAUGCACGCUAUGAGAAACAACUUGAGAUGCUUGAGGAUCAACAAAUUGCACAACCCACCACCGGGGAGGGGGUUGAAAUGGAUGUUCAAAGGCAGCCAUCUACCAAGGAACUAUGGAAACUUUCAUCAUCUACAGAAAAUGCUGCUAAUAUGCAAGCAAGCCCAGCAGUUUCUCCAGCUUAUGUAUGAAUUUCAUACUGAUUUACUGGUCAACAUCACCUAAAGGGAUUUGGACUCUUAAGACUAGGAAGGACCAAGUGUUGCGAUUGCUGGUAAUUGAUUUAUGCAAAUAUGAACUAACCUUACCAGCAAGAGACAUCACUGUUAUUGCCUCUGGUGUCUUUCUUUAUAUCCUUGUGUAGUUGUGUAGGAGGAGAUAUCACUAGGAGUUUUUAGAGAGAUGUGUGUGUGUCAGUAUGUGUAUACAGUAUUAUGUAUCGAUAUAUUAUCUUCUUUUAUGUACUGCCCUAUUGAAGCUGUUUGAUGCUACUACGUUUAGUAUUUUAUUCCUUUCUGUUAUUGUCCAAGCAGUUCUUGUU